GAAGAAGAUGCAAGAUAGUUGCAUAGGUACACAUGUGGCAGUGUGCUUUCCUGCCUUCCUCCCCUUCACCUAUGUCUGGCAUUUCUUCCCAUGCUAUCUCUCCCCAACUCCCCACCACCCGCUGUUCCUCCUCAUUCCCCGCAACAGACCCCAGUGUGCAGUGCUCCCCUCCCUGUGUCCAUAUGUUCUCAUUGUUUAACACCCGCCUAUGAGUGAGAACAUGCGGUAUUUCAUUUUCUGUUCUUGUGUCAGUUUGCUGAGGAUGAUGGUCUCCAGGUUCAUCCAUGUCCCUACAAAGGACACGAACUCUUCGUUUUUGAUGGCUGCAUAAUAUUCUAUGGUGUAUAUGUGCCACAUUUUCCCAGUCCAGUCUAUCAUCGAUGGGCAUUUGGGUUGGUUCCAGGUUUUUGCUAUUGUAAACAGUGCUGCAAUGAACAUUCGUGUGCAUAUGUCCUUACAGUAGAAUGAUUUAUAAUCCUCUGGAUAUAUACCCAGUAAUGGGAUUGCUGGGUCAAAUGGAAUUUCUAUUUCUAGGUCCUUGAGGAGUCGCCACACUGUCUUCCACAAUGGUUGAACUAAUUUACACUCCCACCAACAGUGUAAAAGUGUUCCUAUCAUGUUUGUUUCUUAAGAAAUCAAUUUACCACAUUUUGGAAGUCUGGUUUUUUGUUUUUUGUUUUUUUUAAAUCAGAGCAGGGGACUGCUGUUGGAUCUACACUGUUCAGGUAAUACAUGAACAGUGGUAGAGUUGCAGGACAUUUUUUUUUUUUUUUUGACAUGGAGUCUCGCUCUGUUGCUCAGACUGGAGCAAGUGGCACGAUCUUGUCUCACUGCAACCUCUGCCUCCUGGUUCGAGCGAUUCUCCUGCCUCAGCCUCCUGAGUAGCUGAGACUGCACGCAUGUGCCACCAUGCCCAGCUAAGUUUUUUGUGUUUUUAGUAGAGAUGGGGUUUCACCGUGUUAGGAUGGUCUUAAUCUCCUGACCUGUGAUAUGCCCUCCUCGGCCUCCCAAAGUGCUGGGAUUACAGGCAUGAGCCACCAUGCCUGGUCACAAGGACAUCUUAAUAGCAUCUUUUGCCUCAGGGCUUUGGUUUCGAGUUAGGGCUUAGGCUGAUUAAGGUAUAGUGCUUAUAUAUUACUAGUUGUGUAUGUAAUUAGAACUUCUAAGCAGAGUCAGACUCGCUAAUUGUGAAAGAUGUACUCAACUGAUUUGUAGUACACCCUAGGAUUGUUACAAGGUGUGUAGAUGUCUGUUCCCUGAGAGCAAAGAUCUUUUCAUCUAUUAGCAGUGUGACCACGGGUUCUUACUAAACUUAGAGGAGACUGCCUAUUUUCCGGAAAGUGGUGGAGAUGAAAUGGUUGCUUUUUGGGAGAUUGUCACUCAGUGAGUGUACUUCUGGCCUCAAUGGCCUCCCACACAAAUCCACUGAGAGUUGUCAUCCCAAAUGUAACUCAGUCACAAGGCUUGCUUCUUUUACCAAGAAAACUUUGAUAAUAACUGAAAAAAUUAUUUUGUUAAAUUCAAGGUAAUACUAAAAAUUUCUUGGGGAAAAUUUGAACUUUGAAUCCCUGACCGUAGAAGUUGUUUAUCAUUAAAAGCAGAAAAAUGUGGGAGGACUAUUUUAGAUUUAAAAAAAACUAAAGAGACAACUGGUGUAAUAUGUAUAACUUGAUGGAAUCUGUCAGAAAACAUAAGUAACUAUAAGGUGUGUUUGGACAGCUGGGAAAGUUGAAUAUUGUCUAUAUGUUAGAUGAUAAUGAUAGAAUUACAGUUAAUUUUAUGCAUCAGAAUAUGUGUAUCAGAGAAGGAAAAAGCAAAUGGGGCAAACUUAAUAAUAGUUGAUAUGCAUCUAGGUGAAGGACACACAGGUAUUCAUUGUACUAUUCUUUUAGCUUUUCUGUAGAUUUAAAGCUUUUCAAAUCAUGUUUUGGGAAAUAAAAGAAUAUGCUUGCCAAAUGUGAGAUGAACAAAGAGUUGUGGUAGACAAUAAUAAACAGUAAAUGAUAUAAAACAAUUUAAAGGCCAGUGGGUGACUUAUCUAACCCUUCCUAUAUUGUCCUAGGGAAUAAAAAUCAGGUCAUCAAACAAAGCGAUACUUGAAAUUAUUGGUUUUGGGUAAUCUUUUAACUGAUUAAUCAAAUCAUAGUAUACCUACCUAGGCAGUUUAUCUUUUCCUGUCUUAUUCAGGAGGCUUCAAAAUGAAGGCAUUUGGGCACAUUCUGUAUUCAGAUAUAUCAUAGAUAGAUUGAUAAAAGUGACUUCACCUCUUUCAUUCCCCAUCAAUUGUUCUUCAGUGAAAAACUUUUGGGGGAAAGACCCUUAAAAGCAAAGCAGAGUGAGUUUCAAAUGAUGAAAAUAGUUUUCUAAACAAUGUAACAUAAUUAAAGAUAAGCUGAUUUUUUUUUAGCUGUUCACAGGUUUAGUUGCUAGGAUGGGUAAUGAACUAGAAAGCUAUAUACCUUUGAACAGCAACUUUUCAAAAUAUUACAGAUAAAGAACAAGGUUAAGAAUAUUUUGCGAUUUCUUUCAGUUGAAAUGCAUAUCAUUCAACAAAGUAGUUAAUGCUUCUUUUUAUCAAAUCAUAUGAAAUAUUCCGAUUUAAAAUAUUUUAUAAUUUCCAUCUCCUAAUUAAAAAUGUGAUUACAUUCUUGCUGUCAGACUGAUUAGUUUUUAGAAGUACAGUAAUUGCAGCAGGUGUUAAUCUCACGUUGGUAUUUGCUUCACACCCCCUCAUGUUUGGUAGAAUGGAAUUUAUAGAGUGGAUAAGUGCUUAGAACAUAACAAAAGUGCCUGAUGGAGCCCCCAGAAAUCUGGUGACUAGCCCAGACCAGAAUUGUACUUGUCACCAAUUUUAGACCCUUGUCCCAUUCUAACUCUGAAGACCAACUUUGCUUUGCCCUGAACCACACAUACUUUUGUGCUUUUUAUCCUGGCCAACAUUACUUCAGCAUUGAUUGUUUUCCCCCUAGUAUUAAAGGAACUUAAUUUGAUAUAAUUUAGCUUAAAUAAUGCUGUAUGCUAUGUCCAGUAUUCACCGAUUGCUUAAAUGUUUAAGAAUGUUUACUAGUGUGAAUACUGUUUUUUACUGUAUUUAAGUAAACCCAUGUAAGGUAUUUAUAAAUUGCCUCUAUAACUUAUAUUUAUGGAUUAAAAUGUUUUUGUUUUGAAUAAUGGCUAACACUUAUAUUUUACUGUGAGCCAAGCACUAUCCCAAGAACUUUCCAUAGGUUAACUUACUAAAUUGAAUUCUCACAGCAACCCUUUGAAGUAGGCAUUACUGUUGUGGUCCUGAUCAUUUUAUGGAUUGAUUUGGAAGCUGAGAAUCAAAAAGGUUGGGCAUGUGGUAAUUGAUGAAGGUGGGAUUUGAACCUUGGCUCACUGCUGCUGAGUUUAUAGUUCUCAUCACCUGGGCAAUGGUGCAGUCCAGGUGCAGUUGUCCUCUUCAGGUGAAGGAGAGCUGCUGCUCUUACUGUUCAUGACAUUCCUUUUGAGUCACCUGGGCUAGAAACUAGGGAGCUCCCUUUGCCUUGUUUGCUGUUAACACCUCACUCAUCAAUAAGUUUUACCGAUUCCAACUCUGAAAUGUUUUCUUUGUCCAUCCUUCCUCUCUGCCCUGGUGCUACUGCCCUAUUUCAGGCAGCCGUGUAGGUCAGGGGUUGGCAAAUCAUAGCCGAUGGUCCAAAUCCAGCCACUGCUGUUUUUGUAUGUCUUGCUAGCCAAAAAUGGUUUUUACAUUUUUAAAUGGUUGGAAAAAAGUCAAAAGAUUAAAUUAUGAUACAUGAAAAUGAUAUGAAAUAAAAAUUUUAGUGUUCAUACAGUUUUACUGGAAUAGAGUCACGUUCAUAGAGUCAUGUUCAUUUCCUUGUGCUACUUUGUCUGACAAUGGCAGAAUUGAGUAGGUAUAAUAGAGAAUAUUUACUGUCUCGCCCUUUACAAAAAAAGUUUGCUGACCCUUGAUCUAGAUUAUUAUAGUAGUUCUACUUACUAACUUCCCAAACCUUCCCUUAUGUCUCCUUCCUUUCUGUUCUCAUUGUUGAUGGAUGGGUAGUAGUGGGCGAAUACAAGAAACUAGUAUUCUUAUUAUCUCUGAUGUGGUGUUUAUUUAAUUUUACCACAUAGUCAUAUCUGUUAGUUGUUUACCUGUUUCUGUCAUGUAAUAGAGUUAGGAACUCCUUAUUGUUAGGAUGAUACCUUACCCACCAACAAAGGGAUGAUACAUACCCACAUGCUAUCCAUGCUUGAAUGAAGAUAUAAUCAGUCAUUUAUAAAUGGCACUUUAAAUUUUUACUCACAUACUAUAUUUUCAUUUUAAGAGCAAAUAAAAAAAAGCAGUUGGUAAAGUCUGUCAGAAGUUUUUUUGUAUGUGCAGACUCCCUUCCAGCAUGUCUUUUAGAGCUUUUACGGUGAUGGGAUCCUUGUUACUUCUUUUGUAACACUGACAAAAGAAGUGUGAUGAAGGUGUUACUAGGUCUCUGACAAGUACGUGGUUUAAAAGCUAAGUCAUUUUAAUUAGUGAGUGACACAUGCUUUAUUAGAGCCAUUCUGGCCUAGAGCAAUAGUAUGAUACUGGUAGCUUUAGGAAUGUUCUUGAAUGUGGCACUUAAGUUACAAGAGGGCUCUAGAGCCAUACCAGUUUCCAGGGGUUACAGUUUGCUGGUGAGUUGAGCAGGAUUGGCAUUACAGAGAUAAUGUGGAAAGGUUUGAUGGGUUUCCAUUCCAUAGGAUGCUCCCUUGGGCAAUCUGUUAGGAGUUGAGGAAGUCCCGAUAUCCUGGAAGGACCAAACAUAUGUAUAGUAAAGGUCAGAACAAACUGGAUGUCUCAUCUAGAGUAUUGGGUGGUGUUUGAAGAGGCAGGUUUUGAAGAUCAUGGAAAGCAAAAGUUCUUCAGGUCAGAGUCUUCAGAGCAGUGGCCUAGGUAGGGAAAAUCUAUGAAUGUGUGAACUGCAGGCAGGUAGGUUGUUGAUACUUUCCUAUUAUCUUUCCUGCUGCCUCAAGGACAUACCAUUGCUAUCGUCAUAAGAGUUCUGAGGUCUUGGUUGUAAUGUCAGCAGUGGGAGAAUACAUAUGUCAUCAAGCUGCAAACUGCAUUCUGGGUCAUCAGUGCUCUCUUUUCUGUAUUAAUGUGGCACUGUGAUCAUGGAAUCGCAGAUACUCUGGGAGCAGUCCAGCUUUAAUGCAGAGUUCUUCUGGAGGUUGGAAGGACUUGCCUGAUAACUAUCACCUUGCCCUCAUUGAUAAUUCUGAUGAAAACCUGCCCCUCCAUAGUCAUCAGGCCUCUUACCUCAGACAACCAAGAGCAACCAGAAUUCUUUUGAGACACUUGGGAUAUGAUGUGCACUCAUCACCUUUUGUAUUAGCUGCCAGGAAAGCUAGUUUCUGGGAGAAGUACCUUUAACAGCACUUGUGUAGAUUUCAAGAUUUUCCAGACUGAUUGUUUCAGUGGGAAUUUUAAACCCAGAGUAGAGAUACUUAAAACGAGAACGUAAGAAAAGAUGACAAUGAUUGAGAAGCCGUAGACACAAAAAGCUGAUAACACAAAAAAGUUAAGUUUUAAUUUAAAUUCAAGAAACAGAUUGACUAAGAUCAUGAUCAUCUUACAAUUAGAGGAUUAGUUUAUCACUUAUAAUUAAUAUUGCCUAGCCAUCCCUUAUUCUUGUUUGACAUUUGUCAUGGAGAAACAUUGCAAAUCCUUGCCCAUGUUAUAUACUUAAGAUUUGUGCACCCAAACAUCAGUCUGCUAAGGAGGACAUGGAGAAUAUAGACUUUCAUGAAGUUAUAGAAGAAAAUGUAAAGGGCACUAUAUUCCAGAGUCUUUCUUUGUAAAGUUUUAGUUAUAGCAGUUAUUAGCCCUUAUGUAAUGCUCUCCUGUUACUGUAAAGAAAUACCUGAGACUGGGUAAUUUGUAAAGAAGAGGUUUAAUACUUUUACAGAACUUCAUGGUUCUGUAGGCUGUUUAGGAAGCUUGACACCAGAAUCUGUUCAGCUUCUGGUGAGGCCUUGGGCUGCUUAUAGAAGGCAGAGGGAAAAUGUUAUUUUACAUGGUGAGAGCAGGAGCAAGAGGUGGGGGGAGGUGCCACACAUUCUUAAAUGACCAGAUUUCCUGAGAAAUCACUCUGUCAUUAGGACAGCUCCAAGGAUAUGGUGCUAAAAACGAUUUGUGAGAGAUCAGGCCCAAUGAUCUAAUCACUUCCCACUGGCCCCCACCUCCAAUACUGGGAAUUAGGUUUCAACAUGAGAUUUGGUGGAGACAAAUAUCCAAACUAUUAUCAGCCCUUCUUAUAGAAGAGGUUCUCCUUUUACAUUAUAUUCAUAUUACUAUUCGGGAUGCGGAAUGGAAGGAGGCCCCAAAACAUCGGUGGAAUUGUUCACGUGUAUAGUCCAUAAGAACAAAUUGUAAUAACUUGGUUAAGUGCUAUUGGAUUCACAACUCUACUGUCAGCUAACUGAUACUCCAGGGAAAUUUGGUGUCCAUGUUUUGACUUGUUCAUGCUGCUGUCCUCACCACUGUUGCCACCAUUGUGCUAAACUGUCUGUCCUUUUAAUUUGCUUUUAUAAUCAAGUGUUCCCAUAAAUAUUGCAGGCCAAAGGAUGAGCCUGAUAAGGAAAUAUAUAUAUAUAUUAGCAGAGUGAAUAGAGUUAGCUGCCUUGGCAGGUGGCUGGAGAGCUCUCUGGGAGUGUUAAGGGAAAACAGCUGGGGGUGCCAUUUUGUAGAUUGAGGCUCUGGAUUGAGUUGGACUAGAUGAUCUUUAUGUCUCUAUUAAUUCUGAGGAUUUUUAAUUUUUUGAGCACUCUUGGCCACACUUGAUUUUUUCUUUCUUUUCUUUUCUUUUGAGACGGAGCCUCACCCUGUUACCCAGGCUGGAGUGCAGUGGCGCCAUCUCAGCUCACUGCAACCUCUGCUUCCCAAGUAGCUGGAAUUACAGGUGUGUGCCAUCUCUUCCAGCUAAUUUUUUGUAUUUUUAGUAGAGAUGGGGUUUUGCCAUGUUGGCCAGACUGGUCUUGAAGUCCUGGCCUCAGGUUAUCCACUCUGCUUGGCCUCCCAAAGUGCUGGGAUUACAGGUGUUAGCCGCUGUGCCCAUCCCACACUUAAUUCUUAAUAAUCAGUUUGAGCCAGGCACAGUGGCUCACACCUAUAAUCCCAGCACUUUAGGAGGCCGAGGCAGGAAGAUCCCUUGAGGCCAGGAGUUUGAGACCAGCCUGGGCAACAUAGCAAGACCCUCUCUCUACAAAAAUAAUUAGCCACGUGAAACAUACUGGAGAUCACUAUUUUAUGAUCUGUGUCUAAGCUGGGAAGGAAGUAGAGAAGACAAGAAUAGUGAUCAACCUUAGAGCUGAUUAUCUUCAUUAGGAAACUGGGAGUUAACAAUGCAGGACAGAAGAGAACAUCAAGGAAACAAGUCUCUUUAGAGAACAGAAAGUGGAAGAAGGGACACAUUGCUCACAGUGUGAGGCUCACCUCAGGUGAUACGCCCUCUUAUCCCCUCAUUCAUGGGAUGGGGUAGGGGAGUGGGUGCUCAGGAUUUAGAGAAAAAGGAAUGUGACUUCCAAAAAAGGAAGAGUACAGUUUGGCCUAGCCUCUUUCUGGUGGACAUGCACUCUCAUAAGACAUUGAGAGGAUUGCAGAAUGUUGAGGAAAAGGAUAUCCCUGGGAGAACAGAGCCGAGUUAGGACUUUCAGUAGAGACUGGUUCCUUUGUCUCUUUAUGACAUUCCACGAACUGCCCUUGAAUAUGGCACAAGCUCCCAAUAGCUGGAAGAAGAAGGGUUCUCCUAGACAACACAGCAUCACACACAGAGAAGCCAGAUCGAAUGUCCUUGUGAAGUAGAAGGCAAUGAGGAGACACGGCAAGGCCUCUGUACACAUGGCAGGACGGACAGAGAAAGGCUCAGUGCAUAUAGUAGAAGAAUGCAGUCUGUUCUGGAAAAAAAUAAUGAUUUCCUUUCAAAAAAGGAAGAGAAUUCCCAAGUACUGUGGAAUAGUUUAAUAGGAACUAGAAGUUUAUAAAACACUAGUUCAGAAGUGAUAAAAUAACAGAAUGAGGUGAAAAGGGAAAAUACGGGGCCAAGAAACACUUAAGGAACUUAUUUGUUGCAGAACAACAAAUAAAUUAGAAGCAGCAAGGAAAAGGAUACUCAUGGCUGAAAAGUUACCUUACUGACAGCAAAAGCUUGAGAUGUUUACAGUGAGUGCAGAAGAAAACCUUGGAGCAGUGAGAAAAAUAGAUGAGUAUGGGAAACAGAUGGAGAACAUUACAGGUGAUUGGACUGUCUACAGGCGCAGCUGAGAUGGUACCAUUAUGGGCCUUCCAUUCUCUAGUUCAAAUUUGUCUUGGAAUGCUGAUUUUAAGUUGCAGAAAAUUUACUUUUUUAGAUAUAACUCAUUUGGAAAUAUGUAAGCAUGGACAUAUUGGUGAAAAUGAAUAUUCAUGUGCUUCCUAGAAGAAUACCAAUGAGAUAAAGAUUUAUUUAUAGCCUGAAACCAGGAAAAUCCCCCCUUGAAGCAGUUUGUUUCCUGGCAUUGAUACACAGAGCUUCCCUCCCCCACCCUGUGAUGAUUUUCUUGGGUCUGCAGGAACUAUCUUUUGCUAACUGUGAAUACUGACCUGCUGAUCGUAGGGCAAGCAUUUUGCUGCUUUUUCUGCAUCCAGAACUCAUUAUGUAGUGUGGGUUUUAUGGAGAAAAAGAAAUUUUGUUUUGUUCUGUCAGACAUCUGUGGUUAAUCAUUUACCUUUUCUACAUUUAAAAAAAAAUAUUUCAAGUAAGUCUGGAUGACAAGUUAGCAUACGGGAAGAGCAAACGGAUCCGGUAACAUUUACUAUCACUGACGGGAAACUGAACUUUCAUUCCUUGCAUGCCACCAAGUAAGGCUGAGAAUCUUUACAUUGCAGAUUGCUUGGGGAGACUAGAGGCUGAGGGGAAAUUGGUUGCUGGAAUGCACUUGUCAUGAAUUAUUCAUUCACUUCUGCAUUCUCUGAAGGUCAGCUGGAGGAAGUAGUUAGUCCAUCCAGUUUGAUGGUGGGAGUGCUAUGCUGAGGGCUUCAGUGAGCCCUCAAAAGUCCAGCUGCGACAGCCAGCCAUGUGCCACUGCUGGCAGCUGUAGGGUGGCAGCUGCUGUGCAGGCAGUGCCUGUCCCCCAGCAACAAGCACAGAGGACUGUGCUGCAGGGAAGUGCAGCACUGAGCACACACCAAUGCAUUCUUGUUGGAAAAGGAAUCUUCAGAAUGAGAAGACUUUGGGACAUUCCAUGAGUCAUUCGAGCAACAUUUCUAAGGCUGGGAGUCCUACAUCAGCAUCAGCUCCGGCUCCAGUGUCCACCUUCUCUCGCACUUCUAUCACGCCUUCCAGCCAGGACAUUUGCAGUUCCAGUGCAGUGUUUUCUGAGUGUUGUCACCACAGUUCCAUGCAGUCUGCUGUUGUCUUGAAAGCUCCUCACUGCCAGAGUUCUCUGACACAAGGGCUCACUGUGACAGUUAUCUGUAAGGACACAUUACAGGCGUCAAAGAGAAAUUCCUUUGGUUCAGAAUGGGUCCAGGCCUUGAGGCCUGCUAAGAAUACCAAAGCCAGAAGAACACUAAAGUUCUCAAGAUCCCUCAGUGAUGUGGGUGAGAAGGCACAGGAUUCUUCGGAAAGUUUUGCUUAUGUGGAAAGAACUUGUUCUGAAGGAAAAUUAAUAUUCCCUCAAGAUUUGUGUCUCAGAACUAGCAAGUACCAUCAUAAAGAAAAAAGAACCCUGAACUACAAACCUCUUGGCAAUUCCAAACAUUCUUGUGUUUCAUGCCUUUCUGCCAGUCACUCAGCUGCCCCAGAGGUGGAAGCUGGCAAGGGGGGCAGGCCUGGCCUGCUGCUGGAAGAGAAGGCAGAUGGCGAGGCUGCAUCCCGAAGCCGGCGACUGCUCCGGUACCUGUUCUCACUCUCGCGUGGCUCGAGCGCCAGCAGCCUGCACAGGUUCCACGAGCUGGAGAGCUGCACCGCUCGCCUGCACACUGCCAAGUCUUCCAGUGGGCUGGCAGGGAGCACGGGCUUCUGCUCUGACGACAUGGGAGAUGACGACGUCUUUGAGGACAGCACAUCUGCAAAAUUGAAGAGUAGGGUUCUGCGGGCUCCCCUCUGCUCCACGGAAAAGGACAGCGACCUGGAUUGUCCUUCUCCCCUCUCUGAAAAAUUAGCCCCUGUAUCUCCUGUGUCCACAUCAGGGGAUGCCUGCAGGAUAUGCCACUGUGAAGGAGACGACGAGAGCCCCCUCAUCACCCCCUGCCGCUGCACAGGAAGCCUCCACUUUGUGCACCAGGCCUGCCUGCAGCAGUGGAUCAAGAGCUCCGACACGCGAUGCUGUGAGCUCUGCAAGUACGAGUUUGUCAUGGAGACCAAGCUGAAGCCGCUGAGAAAAUGGGAGAAGUUGCAGAUGACGGCCAGCGAGCGCAGGAAGAUUAUGUGCUCAGUGACAUUCCACGUUAUCGCCAUCACAUGUGUGGUCUGGUCCUUGUAUGUGCUCAUUGACCGUACUGCCGAGGAGAUCAAGCAGGGGCAGGCAACAGGAAUCCUGGAAUGGCCCUUUUGGACUAAAUUGGUAGUUGUGGCCAUCGGCUUCACUGGAGGACUUCUUUUUAUGUAUGUUCAGUGUAAAGUAUACGUGCAAUUGUGGAAGAGACUCAAGGCCUAUAAUAGAGUGAUCUAUGUUCAAAACUGUCCAGAAACAAGCAAAAAGAAUAUUUUUGAAAAAUCUGCACUAACAGAGCCCAACUUUGAAAAUAAAGAUGGACGUGGAAUCUGUCAUUCCGACACAAACUCUUCUUGUUGCACAGAGCCUGAAGACACUGGACCAGAAAUCAUUCAUGUCUGAUUGUGUGCGGGUUGUCAUUUUCCUGGACAUUCAUGAAGAGCCGAAGGAAAUUGUUUACUGCCAAUUUGUGUACCUUUCUUAUGUCCUUUAAUAGCAUAGACUGGGCAGGUGACUAUUUAUAGUGGCUUCUCUUUUUUCUAAACCCUCCUAGAAAGCCCUCCUGUGGGCCGGGCAUGCCUGGGUCCUGCCUCUGCCUGGCAGCUCUGUGGGAAGGGAAGGUGGAAGGCUCCAUGAUGACACAAUGGGGGGCCAGCGGAGUUCCGACCCAUGGUAUUGAGCAGAAUGAGAGCAUAAAAUGCCAAUUCCAAUGGAAUAGCAGGAGCAGGGGCACCCAGGCCCUAAUAUGCAGCUGCCUCCAGCUUACAUUGGUCCCCAGCCUGGAACAGAGCUUGGGGAAUGUCUAGCCAUGCUGAGAGGAUUCCCUCCAUACCACGGAGAGCCCCAGGAGGCGGUACUGAAACAGGCCUCCAAACACAGACUCCAGCCUGCCCUCUGCCAGUGCUGCCUCCUCCGUGCUCUUGAGCAGAUGGGGCCGUGGUGCUCUGUGGUGGCGCAUGAUUCACUGAGCAAACAGCACUUUACAGAAGAGAAUUUUUAUUUUGUAAUAUGUGUGUCCAGUGGGAUUGACACUCAAAAAAAAAGUCUCGCUUACAAAUCUUCCCUUCCUUACCUUUGUUAUCUCCUUUACAACAUGACCGAUCAAAAACCCACUUUGCCUUAUAUAUGCUAAGAAGCAUGGCAUUCGUUCUGUUCAUAAAACAGACUCAUGACUUUAAGACAGGACAAAUAGGCCGGAUGCUUUUUUAUCACAGAUCUCAUGGAAAUUAAUGGAUUCUUAAUGGCAAUUAAAGCAUGAUUCCUAUGCUUUUGAGCCUGUUUUAUGACAAGGUGUUAUUUCAUAGACCUGACCCAUACAUUUCUUUUCGUCAACACUGAAAAAGAAGAGUUUUUGAGAUUUAAAUGGAAGGAAAGGAAGUAAUUACAACAAAACCGAAUAUUUUAAAAAUACUGCUUUAUGGUAAAUCUCUCCAGUUGGUGCUGGCUUCACAUUGAAAAAGCAGCCAUGUGCCACCCUGGCUGGGCUGUAUGCACUGCAGGUUCUCCCUUGCACGCAAGAUGGGCACUGGCUCAUUGUGAGGCUUCUGCUCAUGGAGGUUCUGUGGAGUCACUGCCAGGGCCAUGAGGCAGGCAGGCUGGCUCUGGGACGAGGGCCAGGUAUGAGCACACUGCCAGGGUCUGCUGUGCCACUGCUACCCGGCCAUACACCCGCCCAGCUGUCGCCUUAACCAGACUGAACAGGAUCCUUCGGGGCCCUUGGCCCCACUUUCGGUCCAUUCUGUCAUCAGGGAUUAUUACCACCUGUACCAUUUUCAUAAAACCAAAUCACUACCAUCAAAUGGCCUUGUCUCUCUAAAAAGUCUGCUUAAAAUUCUGUUUUUCUUUGUUUUUUGUUUUUUGUUGUUUUUUUUUUUGAGACGGAGUUUUGCUGUUCUUACCCAGACUGGAGUGUAAUGGCAUGAUCUCGGCUCACCACAACCUCCGCCUUCUGGGUUCAAGCGAUUCUCCUGCCUCAGCCUCCCGAGUAGCUGGGACUACAGGUGCGCACCACCAUGCCCAGCUAAUUUUUUUGUAUUUUUAGUAGAGACGGGGUUUCAUCUUUUUGACCAGAAUGGUCUCGAUCUCUUGACCUCGUGAUACACCCGCCUCGGCUUCCCAAAGUGCUGGAAUUAUAGGCGUGAGCACUGCGCCCGGCCAAAAUUCUGUUUUUCAAACCCAGUUUCCUAGUGCCAGGCAAAUAGUUACCUCUGGGAAAGUUGCCGGGGGGCCUGAAAUACAAUAUAAGUAGUCCAGAUGCUUUCUCUCCAGGAUACUCUCUCACCCAGCCUGCAGGGAGGAGGCGGGAGAUGCUGGGGGUCCUGCCCUCAGUCUCUCUGGGCCUUAGGCGCUUCAUUUGCCCUGCACUUUGUUGCUACUAAGGGGAUGAAGCAAACACAAGAUGAUAUAUUUGCCUUUCAGAGUGGAAGUCCUAGAGUUUGUUUUGAAGGCCAGAAUGCUGAAGCAUCUCUGAGCUGUGGUUUGGGCUUAAUGGCAGCAGGCUUUGCCCUCCUGUCUCCUCCAAGCCGGUGUCUGAUUUCCUUGGCAACACAGGUCUUAGUCUGUGGAGUGGCUCUGCUGUGGCCUUCCUCUGGCUGGGCAGGCACUGUCUAGCCAAAGCCAGCUCCUGAAAACAGGUCAGCCUCCCCUCUCUAUCUCCCAGGCCACCUACAGCCCAUGCCUGUGUUCACUGUACCCCAAAGUGCAAUUACCCAUACCACUUCUCAGCCUGGGGACCCCAGGUAACCACAGACUGUCCACUCAGGGGAGCUGAAUUCCAGGUCCGCCCUGCCAGUGUCCCUGAGGAACUGCUCAGGCAAGGCCCCUGAUUCUGUAUACUCGUUCCUGCCACCCUCCAGCAGUACCAGAUUAGAUUUUCUAAGUGUGAAUCCCUGCUUCAUAUAUGGAACCCCUUAUGCUGAACUUGAAAAGCACCAAGAUUUCCUGUAGACAGGAGAGUGCUUAGGUAGGGACAGCCCCUGGGCAGCCCACCCAGUGUGGCUGGCACCCCACUAUGGCAAAGGUGCCUUUAUAACUGAGCCCUGUACCCUUCCCAUGCCCAAGCAGAUUCUCAUGGGAAGCCCUUUCCCUUUUCUGCCUAAUACCAUCUUACCAUCUCUGGCCUCACUGUGGACAAUCUGCACGCAUUCUUAUUUCCCCUCCUAGCAGGACACAGAGCUACCCCCUUGCCUUUUUUUUUCUUGAAGAUUCUAGUUCAGCUCCUGAUUCAUCAGACCCUCCUAGCCCCCUGCAUCUAGCAGUGAAGCACAAAGCCUGGCAGGGGUGUGGUACUCCCAUCUGGUGUGGGCACCACCAGCUCUGCCAGUGCUGCAAUAACCUGGGUAAACUUGCUCCCUCAAUUCUUUUGGGUUCUGUGUUCCCCAGCUUCCCCCCGCUUCAUGCCCCCUAUUUUGCACCCAGCUUUAGUGAAAGGAUCGCAUUUGGUUGACCCAUAUAGAAGCCCAGAAUGAGAUCUCAGGGCCAGGGAAGGGGAAGAGGCAAGUGGUCUGGGGUAUCACCAGCCAGCCCUCUCUGAUUUGGCCUCUAUUCCCCAUAAGUCACAGUACCAUAUGCAGGCUUUUGGCCUCAGCAAUUUGAUUUUUGUGCCCAGAUUUAUUGUAAGAAUUUCCUGAAAACCCUAUAAAAGGUAUCUUCCUACUCUAGGCCUCUAAUGUUUCUCCCCUUUUUGCUUCAGUCCACUCUUCGGUCAUGUAGACCUAGUUUUCAAACCUGCACAUGUGUCCUACCUGGCCAUAGGCAUGCCCGCCUCAGGCACCUGGGCCAGUUUGGGAGCCUCAGUUGAUGCCUACACGAUCCAGGGCUGCCUCUGCAUCCCUGGUGUGGGCUAUAGGGCUGCAGAAGGCCUGGGACCAACCCAGUGAGAUCCGUGAGGCUGUGGAUAUGGCUGGAGGCAAAUACACAUUUAAAGUACUUUCCCUUUUGAAUCUGGCUUAAAACAUGCAGCUUACAUCUCUAGCCCAAGAAAAGACCAAAACAUAGGGAACUAAAAGCAUUUAUCUUUGUCUUGGAAAGUAAUUGUUGAAGUUGUGCAGUUGAUCAAUGCACAGUUAGAUACAGUGUUUAUGGAAAUUUAUCGUUAAACCAAAUUUAUACUGGCUUAUGUGGUGUAGUUUCUAAAAGGCACUUCACAUUUCAAAUUUUUCUUAGAAAAUUUCUAGUAAUCUAAAUGUCUAGUUUUGUAUUCUUUUGUGUAUGUUCACUGUUUCUCAGUAUUACCACUUGAAUAAUUCUCUGUAAAGGGGGGUUUGUGCUAUACACUGGGAUGUCUAAUUGCAGCAAUAAAGCCUUUCUUUAAAAAGGA
Molecule: messenger RNA, 14755 nt
Organism: Callithrix jacchus (white-tufted-ear marmoset)
Lineage: Eukaryota; Metazoa; Chordata; Mammalia; Primates; Cebidae
Source: RefSeq, a predicted model, not a curated record